This is a messenger RNA of Otolemur garnettii (small-eared galago), 3581 nucleotides long. It is a transcript of the gene USP30, whose product is annotated as ubiquitin specific peptidase 30. Gene Ontology annotation, cellular component: nucleus; cytosol. The transcript has 13 exons. Bases 88 to 1635 code for a protein of 515 amino acids. NCBI's taxonomy places the organism in Eukaryota, Metazoa, Chordata, Mammalia, Primates, Galagidae. The record is from RefSeq and is a predicted model, not a curated record. Gene Ontology annotation, biological process: protein deubiquitination. Gene Ontology annotation, molecular function: cysteine-type endopeptidase activity; cysteine-type deubiquitinase activity.
CCGCCGCCGCGGGAGCCUUCGGAGCCCUCGGUCCGGCGGCACCGGUGGCAGCUGCUGGGGCGGCGGCGGACCUCCGGCGCGACCGCAAUGCUGAGCUCCCGGGCCGAGGCGGCCAUGACCGCGGCCGACAGGGCCAUUCAGCGCUUCUUGCGGACCGGGGCAGCCGUCAGAUAUAAAGUCAUGAAGAACUGGGGAGUUCUAGGUGGAAUUGCCGCUGCUCUUGCAGCAGGAAUAUAUGUUAUUUGGGGUCCCAUUACAGAAAGAAAGAAGCGCAGAAAAGGGCUUGUGCCUGGCCUUGUCAAUUUAGGGAACACCUGCUUCAUGAACUCUCUGCUUCAAGGCUUGUCUGCCUGCCCUGCUUUCAUCAAGUGGCUGGAAGAGUUCACUACACAGUACACCAGGGAUCAGAAGGAGCACCCGCCUCAACAGUAUUUGUCCUUAACACUAUUGCACCUCCUGAAAGCUUUGUCCUGCCAAGAAGUUACUGAUGAUGAGGUCUUGGAUGCAAGCUGUUUGUUGGAUGUCUUAAGAAUGUACAGAUGGCAGAUCUCUUCAUUUGAAGAACAGGAUGCUCACGAAUUAUUCCAUGUCAUUACCUCAUCACUGGAAGAUGAACGAGACCGCCAGCCACGGGUCACACAUUUAUUCGAUGUACACUCCCUGGAGCAAUCAGAAAUAACUCCCAAACAAAUAACCUGCCGCACAAGAGGGUCGCCUCACCCCACGUCCAAUCACUGGAAGUCUCAACAUCCUUUUCAUGGAAGACUCACUAGUAACAUGGUCUGCAAACACUGUGAACACCAGAGUCCUGUUCGAUUUGAUACUUUUGAUAGCCUUUCACUUAGUAUUCCAGCUGCCACAUGGGGUCAUCCGUUAACCCUGGACCACUGCCUUCACCACUUUAUAUCCUCAGAAUCAGUGCGAGAUGUCGUAUGUGACAACUGUACAAAGAUUGAAGCAAAGGGAACUUUGAAUGGGGAAAAGGUGGAACACCAGAGGACCACUUUUGUUAAACAGUUAAAACUAGGCAAGAUCCCACAGUGUCUGUGCAUCCACCUGCAGCGGCUGAGCUGGUCCAGCCACGGCACACCCCUGAAGCGCCAUGAGCACGUGCAAUUUAAUGAAUUCCUGAUAAUGGACAUCUACAAGUACCACCUCCUUGGACAUAAACCCAACCAGCACAACCCUAAACUGAAGGAGAACCCAGGGCCUGUCUUGGAACCACAGGAUGGGCCAGCACCACCCAAACCAGUUCCAAAUCAUCCAGGGGCCCCCAAAACACAAAUUUUUAUGAAUGGCGCCUGCUCCCCAUCUUUAUUGCCACCCCUGCCUGCCUCAGUGCCCUUCCCUCUCCCGGUUGUUCCUGACUACAGCUCAUCUACAUACCUCUUCCGGCUGAUGGCAGUUGUUGUCCACCAUGGUGACAUGCACUCUGGACACUUUGUCACUUACCGACGAUCCCCGCCUUCAGCUAAGAACCCUCUCUCAACCAGCAACCAGUGGCUAUGGGUCUCUGACGACACUGUCCGCAAGGCCAGCUUGCAGGAGGUCCUGUCCUCUAGCGCCUAUUUGCUAUUCUACGAGCGAGUCCUUUCCAGGAUGCACCAGAGUCAGGAGUACAAGUCUGAAGAAUGACUGCCCAGCCCCUGAGCUAGAGCCAAUGGCACUGUCCAAACUUCCCAGGAAAAAAACAAAACCAUGCUGCGUGUGUGCACAAGCAGCCCCAGUAGAGCCCUCUACCCUCCAGUGUGUUCUAAGAGCAGGCUUCACUCAGGAGCCAGUGGCCCCGACUCAUACCAAAUCAGCCUCCCUGAAUAGCUCUGCUGGCAUGCACUGGAAGGUGCCAUCAUGUUAGGAAAGCAUUUGCUAUGUCCAAAGUGUCUUUACUCAUCAGUUAUAGGUAAUUACAAGAAACCAGAUUCCAGAAGCCACUUUUUCACAUUGUAAUAUGUCAGGUGUUCUCAGAGGGGAAUUACCUUUGUCUAAUCCUCUGACAUUUCAGCAUAGAUCUUUUACUUAUAAUAAGCAGGUCCAUAAAAAUUGUUGACAAAAAUUAGUGAAAUUAUUAAAGGCAACAAUUUAGAAGAAAAAGUGCCUUUCACUUUUGAUUGCUUUGGUAGCACAUACACUCUGAAAUGGCCCUUCCAAGUUACUCAAAGGGUAGCAAAGGGACAGUUAAAAGAUGCCUAAAGAACGCCUCUUUCCCCUUUUUUGUAUGCCUUUUCUAAUCUUUGGAUUCUUUCUAUGUCAUAAAGACUCAUCUGCCAGUUCUACCCCGAGGAAAUUGUUUUCACUACUGUGUCAGCUGUAAGUGAAAUGCUUGUUGCUUUUAUCUUUUAUAAUGGACUAAAAGAUGCAAUGAUAGAAUACCAUAAACUGUGUGACUAGCUGGAAUGAGCAGUAUCCAUGCACCACCUAUGAUUCCUCUGCUCUGUAGAAAACUCUUUAUUAUACAGGGAUCCACUGUGGAUUGUUAUUGUUAAUAUCAUCUGUCUAUUACCCAUGCAGAGCUCCUAAGCUUUGUGAGUAGGAGCUUGGGGCUGUAUAAAACUCAAUCCCUGCCUUGAGUUGAAAGCUGGUUUAGAAAAGGAGGGUACUGCAAUCUCUCUGGACCUGUUUCCUCAUUUGUAAAGUGAAGGGUAGAUUCCAUGACCUCCAGUAUCCAGCCCUUUUCCCCAAAAGAAGAAAGCAGCUUCUGACUUUAAAACACAUAACUAUAGCUGACAUCUAGUAUUGUCAUUUUAUUAUAGGUCCAUAUUCUAAAUUUAUUCGUUUUCAGUAGCCUAAUACAGAAAGAGUAUAUUGAGCAUUCUCUUCCCUCAUGAAUACAGCCCAGGGCAGAAGGAAUUUUGAUGACACAGUCGUUACCUGUUUUAGCUAGAUUUUUAAUUUAAAAAAAGGAUACCAAAUCCAAACUGACUCUUCAGAAAUAAGAUUUGGAAUUAGAUCUUUCCAAAGGGUCACCUGAGGUAAGGCUAAGAAACUACUUCCUCCGCGGGGAGUGGAGGACGCUUCCUGACCAUGCCUUGGUCAUCAGCUCAGAGUGCAAAGAGCCCAGGUGAUCAUCAUUCUGUCUGGCUCAGGCUGCAUCCUGAGGCCUCUGUAACUCUCUCCCAACAGAACAUACUGUGAAGGUUCUCCCAACCAUGGGUAUCGGGGUGGAAGGAGCAGCUUGAACCAUCUCAUCCAAUCAUCCCCGACCCACUCAGGCCUUGGCUUUGAUGCUAAAAUGAACACGUUUUACUGGAGUCUGGUUGAAAAUGCCCAAUUGUGUGACCUUAAAAAUGGAUUGCAAAGUUGUAGCUUUGAAUAAUUGCUGUUCUGCCACUGCCUACUCUAUGAAAUCUGCCAUUAAAGAGAUGCAAGAAAGGGAACAAGCCUUUGAUCAUGUGGUUGUGAACAGAUCUUUGGCCAGAGGCCAGGGUUUGAGCCAAGGUAGUGAAUGUGAACAGUAUCUGUGCAAAGUCUCUUAACCUGACUUCUUAAAGCUGACUUCCUCAUUUUGUAAAUUAUUAGGCACUAAGAAAUCUGAUUUCUAGUUUUAAAUUAUUUAAAAAGUAGCUUCUUUUUGGAAAAUCUAA